AUGGCGACGAGGGUGCGGCGCCGUGCAGCGUGCGCCCUGGCGCUCCUCGCGCUGCUCUGCGGCUGCUGCUGCCCCUCGUUUGUCUGCGGAGCGGCGAAGCCCCCUGCUGCCCCUGCCACUGCAAGGCGUAAACAUCCACCUGAGCCUUUGCCGGAGUUUCUGCGAAAAGGAUGGCAGGGGGUGAAUGUGUCGGUGGAGGUAUCCUGCGCGGACAGUGGCAACAAGUUAAGUUGGCGCUUCUCUAGCACGGCUGCGUGGACGAAGUGUGCGGCCGCGGUGGGAGGUCUUGACUACACAAUUCUCGGGGAGGACUCUGCCGCGGAGGAGGUGGAGGAUGUUGUUACCAUUGACGUCGUUUCGGUGGGCGCGUCUCCGCACGGAGCAGGCGACGGCGGUGUCAGUGAGCCCCUCUGCCUCUCCGCCGAAUCGCUGUACGCGACUGCGAACUGCAAGGCGAGCUGCGGCAGUGACAAAGAUGGGCAGACCGCGUUCACGAUGAACUUCCCGACGCAUGCCGGCAGCGGAGUGCACAAGAAGUGGGAGGAGGCUAAAACCAACCUCCGACAGUCCGUCUCCUCCUGCCGCAGCCGGGGGCGCACUUGGCAAGCCAGGCGUUUGCCCGUUAACAAUCCCCGCGGGAGACCCAGCUGGAAAGGCUGGCGGUGCGCCUGA
Molecule: messenger RNA, 672 nt
Organism: Trypanosoma conorhini
Lineage: Eukaryota; Euglenozoa; Kinetoplastea; Trypanosomatida; Trypanosomatidae
Product: putative mucin-like glycoprotein
Exons: 1
Coding region: 1-672 (223 amino acids)
Source: RefSeq, a predicted model, not a curated record